AUGAUGACCCCAUAUAGGGGUAGAGGCCGCGAUUAUGGUCGUGGUGGGAGAGAGAGUAACAAUAUGUUACCCCAUCCAGAAUCAAACAUUCCUCUAAUAAGGGUUUGGACUACUUACAAAGGUAGAAAAAUGCAACAAUUACCUGUAUCUUCAGCAAAAAAAAGGAAGAUAUUGCUUCAUCUUCCUCUAAUAAAACUACAUCCUACAAAGAAGUUGCGGUUAAUAACCCACCUCAAGAACAAAUGGAUUAUUUUGAAAAUCCAGUAA
Molecule: messenger RNA, 267 nt
Organism: Lathyrus sativus (Indian pea)
Lineage: Eukaryota; Viridiplantae; Streptophyta; Magnoliopsida; Fabales; Fabaceae
Source: the annotation of a GenBank genome assembly